AUGGCGGAGCAGGACUUCCUCGCUGUGAUUGAGCAGCUACCUUUGCAAACGACAAUGGCAUCCUACGGCGAAAUCUCCAGCUCCAAUCUCGUACAGCGCUGCAAUGGUUCCUUCCUGAACAACCUCGACGUCUUCGGCGCCAAGAUCCUCGAAGUCCAAGCAAACCCCGUCCACAACUUCGCCGCCACAUCAGCAGAAAUCGAAGGCACAAGGGUAAACGGCACCUGGAACGACCUCAACUUCUGCAACGUAACAGUGACAUACACCCACCCCGGCCGUCAUGACGAAAUCAACGUCUUCGUCCUACUACCCUUCGACAACUGGAACGGCCGCUUCCUUGGAACCGGCGGAGGAGGCUGGAGGACAGGCAGGCCGUGGGACCAAAUAGCUCCGAACACUGCAGAUGGAUGGGCCUCGGCGUCGACGGAUGGGGGUCACUCGCAGUACGAUAGUAGUGCGGAGAGUUGGAUUCUGGAUAGUAAUGGGAAUGUCAACCUGACUGGGUUGCAGAAUUUUGCGAGCGUGGCGUUGAAUGAUCUGGCAAUCACCGGGAAACAAAUCACGGCCAACUUCUAUCAGACAAAACCGAAGAAGAGUUACUGGUCAGGCUGCUCGACUGGAGGGCGACAGGGACUGAUGAUGGCGCAGAGGUAUCCGGAUGCGUAUGAUGGAAUCUUGGCGAUUGCGCCGGCGAUCAAUUGGGCGAACUUUUUGCUAGCGGAGUUUUGGGGUCAGCAGGUUAUGAAUGAGAUGGAUUAUUAUCCGGCUGAGUGUGAGAUUGAGGCUAUCACGAGGAGGGCGGUGGAGGCUUGUGAUGAGAUUGAUGGGGUGAAGGAUGAGAUUAUUAGUUUGCCUGGAUUGUGUGAGUUUGAUGCGAGGAGCCUGGUUGGGGAGGAGUUUGAGUGCAAUGGGGAGCAGAGGAGGUUUAGUAAAGAAGCUGCAGACAUCGUCAAUGCCGUUUGGCGAGGAGCGAGGAGUAAGGAUGGGAAGUAUGGAUGGUACGGUUUUACGCAUGAGACGGAUCUGACUGGUGGAACAUUGGGAACCGAAUGUUCAGGCAAUGCCAGCGUCUCAGCGUGUACCGGUGCCUUUGGUUCCGAACACAUCAAGUACCUCCUACUGAAAGACGAAGAUGCAGACCUCCGCAACUUCACAAACGAGGAAUACUUCUCCCUCUGGCAUCGAUCGAUACAAGAAUACACCAGCAUAAUCGACACUUCCGAUCCAGAUCUCUCAGCCUUCCGUGACCAUGGCGGUAAAAUGUUGACUUGGCACGGUCUGGCUGAUCAACUCAUCAUGCCGAAUGGGUCCUCGCACUACUAUCAACGGGUUCUCGAGCAGGAUGCUAAUGCAGCGAACUUCUAUCGAUACUUUGAAGCUCCUGGGGUGGCUCACUGCGCUGGUGGAACUGGGCCCCCACCUGCAGGAUCUCUUGAUGCUGUGAUUAACUGGGUUGAGGGGGGAGUUGCGCCCGAGACACUUCUUGCGAAGGGCAAGGGGGAUAUGCACAUGGAACGGAGAGUAUGUGCGUGGCCGAAGCAGCAGGUGUAUCUUGGUGGAGAUGCAGCAAGCGUUGAUAGCUUCGCGUGUAAGUGA
Molecule: messenger RNA, 1596 nt
Organism: Fulvia fulva
Lineage: Eukaryota; Fungi; Ascomycota; Dothideomycetes; Mycosphaerellales; Mycosphaerellaceae
Product: putative feruloyl esterase
Exons: 2
Coding region: 1-1596 (531 amino acids)
Source: RefSeq, a predicted model, not a curated record